AUGCGGAAGGGCGCGCUGAUCUUCAUCAUCGCGAAUUUUAUCGUCAUCGCGUUCCUGGUCAACAGCGUCUCUACCCUUCUCAGUCUCCUGUUCGAGGAUGCCGCGACUGACGCCAUAAGCCGCACCGAGCUCCCCGCACCGAACUCGACCUUCAUCGACCAGAAGAAGCCCAUCAUCCCAAAGAUCAUCCACCAGACCUACAAGAAUGAGUCCAUACCCGCUAUCUGGCAGGAGGCCCAACAGAGCUGCUUGGAGCUUCACCCGGACUAUGAGUACAAGCUCUGGACAGACGAGAAGGCCGAUGCGUUCAUCGAGAGCCAGUACCCGUGGUUCCUCGAGACUUUUAGGAACUAUCGCUACCCCAUUCAGCGUGCCGACGCUAUUAGAUACUUCGUCUUGACGUACUAUGGCGGAAUCUACAUCGAUCUCGACGACGGUUGCAAUCGCCGCUUGGAUCCGCUCCUUGUCUAUCCCGCCUGGGUUCGCAAGACCAGUCCCACUGGAAUCUCCAACGAUAUCAUGGGAUCCGUGCCUCAGCAUCCCUUCUUCCGGCGCGUCAUCGAUUCUCUACAGACGUACAACCGGCACUGGGUGUUGCCUUAUAUCACCGUCAUGUACUCGACUGGCCCCCUUUUCCUAUCUGUCAUUUGGAAGGAGUACAUGGCAGGCAGACCGUCCGCGUACGAGCGUGUUCGCGUGAUGAUGGCGGACGAGUACAAUCGACAUUCGUGGAGUUUCUUCACCCACCAUCCUGGUAGCAGUUGGCAUGGAAAGGAUGCUAGAUUGAUUUUUUGGAUGGGCGGCCAUUGGGUCCUCCUCACGGUCCUCGGAUUCAUUCUGGCCGGCAUCGUCGGCGCGUUCUUAUGGUGGGGAUACCGUCGCCUCAUCGUCCUCGGCUCGAAGUACUUCCAUCGAUAUUCCCCGAUCCAGACACGACCAUCCGGCGCGAUCCUGAACCCUUCGCGAUCGUUUUCGCCGUCCCGCAAGCUCGGCAUACUCCCCGCCUUUCUACAACGGAGAAGCAGCUCGAGGAAACGAGACGAAGAGAACGCGCUAUCAGAUACCGUUUACGAACUCCUCGAUCGACCUGAAUGA
Coccidioides posadasii C735 delta SOWgp is the source of this 1095-nucleotide messenger RNA. RefSeq lists its product as uncharacterized. Gene Ontology annotation, biological process: mannosyl-inositol phosphorylceramide biosynthetic process. The record is from RefSeq and is a predicted model, not a curated record. NCBI's taxonomy places the organism in Eukaryota, Fungi, Ascomycota, Eurotiomycetes, Onygenales, Onygenaceae. Gene Ontology annotation, molecular function: mannosyltransferase activity.